Molecule: messenger RNA, 2399 nt
Organism: Cyprinus carpio (common carp)
Lineage: Eukaryota; Metazoa; Chordata; Actinopteri; Cypriniformes; Cyprinidae
Gene: sack1d
Product: scaffolding CK1 anchoring protein D
Biological process (GO): regulation of TOR signaling; regulation of ERK1 and ERK2 cascade; protein localization to mitotic spindle
Cellular component (GO): mitotic spindle pole; cytosol
Source: RefSeq, a predicted model, not a curated record
CAACAACUUGACUGGCAACAACGCACCGACCAAUGGCCGCGUGGCGGUGGGUGGACCUCUGAAAGUACAGGACAGGAGACAGCAGGUGUGGGAGUGUAGGACUCAUCUCAGGAAACGUUAGUGCGAUUAAUAAACUUUCAGUUAUGGCGCUUUCCCAGUGUCUUGAAGAUUCGCCGGGCUGGCGGACACCGAGGACAGGCCAGGACCUAAACUCGAAAGAGCUUUACAAUGAGAGACACCGACUCGCUCUGGAGGAGUUGGUCGCCGGCGGAGUAGAAGCCUUCACGGGAUUCCUGCAGAGAGAGAGGAUCCCCAACUUUCUCUCCGACGACGAGAUCAGGCGCAUCUCCCGCGCUGCUGUAGUGCCCAAAUCACUCUCUUUGAACGGAGACGAUUCUCAUUUGGACCAGUCUGGCACACUGGACUGCUCAUCUGUCACUUAUUUCCCCGAAGUCUCUGAUAUUGAGCCUCCAGUUUUAGAGAUGGGCUGGCCAGCGUUCACCGCGGGGUCUUUCCGUGGAGUAACACGCGCAGUCGCCUACUUCCAGCCGAGUUAUGGAGAGUGCAUUUAUAGUUGCAAAGAAGCAGCCAGGAGGAUGAUAAAAAAUGCAAAAGAGGUGAUUGCCAUUGUGACAGACUCCUUGACAGACCUGGAUAUCUUCCAAGACCUGCAGGAAGCUUGCACACGCCGCAGAGUUCCUGUGUAUAUUCUUUUAGACCAGUCUUCUGUUCCCUCAUUCUUACAGAUGUGUAAAAACCUUCGCGUACAGCUGGAUGAACUGCUGCAAAUGAAAGUACAAAGCAUAACAGGUUCUACAUACUACAUGAGAUCAGGUGCUCGGAUCACUGGAAAGGUUCAUGAGCGUUUCAUGCUGAUUGAUGGAAACAGAGUGGCCACAGGUUCAUAUAGGUUUAACUGGACAGAUGGCAAACUAAACAGCAGCAACCUUAUCGAGUUAUCUGGCCAGAUAACCGAGAAAUUCGAUGAAGAGUUCCGCAUCCUAUAUGCGCAGUCCCUGCCACUGCCAGCGAAUACAAGAGCUCCCUCUAGUGCCAGAAGCAGCAGUUUAUAUGACCAUCUUGUCCUCAAAGCACCUGGAACGCCUCCCUCCUACUUGGCACGAACAACAAAGCCUCAGCCAGAAUGUCUGACGAGCACUCCAGCCAGACUUCAUACCCCAAAGAUCCAACAGAUGAAUAAAGACACUGAAGAUCGAGACAGAAAGAGUAACCCAGUUUCUGAUACUUCCACUUUAGGUGAGGACUGGAUCGAGCAAGAACUCCAAGAGGAAGCUCUCACCUCGGAUGACCCUCCUCGCUUGCCGGCAACCAAUGUUACUACUCAGACUCAGACAGUCGAUGUGAUGAUCUCUCCCCCUGUACAAUCCUGCGACAUUUCAACACAAACCACCUGCCAAACAGCAGACGUGAGCGUGCAAACAUGUGCUGACAACAGCCAGCUUAAAUCGAAAACCUCGUCCAACAGCAACCAGAUCAACCCUAAUACUUCAUCCGCUUGCAACUUACAAGAGGUGGACUGUCACCCACCUGUCUGUCUUGCCCCACAAGAGGUCAACCUGAGGGAAUGCUUCCUCAAGAUCACCAAAGAGCGCCAGCACCACUACAGCUCCAUUCGCUCCAAGCUCGACCACGUGGUGACACUGCUUUCUCACAAGAGGGAACUAGUGGACCUCACUAACCUGACGCUGAGGCCCGGCCUGCACAGAGGACGCAAGGGGCAGCAGGAGGACAGGCAGGUUCAUAGUACACUUGACAAUGUGAUUAUGGGGACUUGGCCCAGGUCGAGAUGUCUGCAGUAACAUGAACACAGGAGAACAGCGCUGGUGGUGGUCUGCAAUGUUUUAGUACAGCACUUUUUUUUACGAAUCAGAACACAGCUUGUAGAUUAAUCCGAAAAAUAGUUUGAAUGCAUUGUAUGCAAUAUAAAAAAGACAAAUGUGCAAAAAUACUGAUUUUUUUCUGAACUUGAAUUGUACUUAUUGUAUUUGAUGGGGGAAUUAUAUUCUGUAGUUAGAUAAACUAAAGUACUUUUUCUUUUUGGUGAUAUUGUGAAAUCCACUUUGUCUGUAUUUGGUUGUCUGUUUCUUUCUGUGUCUUUUAAAGUUGUGGAGUUAUGAAAAUAACCUCCUUUGUAACACUAUUACUUUUAUAUUCAUAUAUUGAAAAACAAUAGUCACUCAUGAUUAUGUGUUUGAUGUGCCUUGGAUGAUGUUGCUGAAAGGAAUGAAUCAAAACAGUUGUACUAAAUUAGAAAUGUUUGGUACUUUGACUUUGCUUGAGGCAUUUGAAUAUUUAUUUCACCAAAGAUAGUGGGGGGAAAAACAGUUCAUUGUUUUAUGAUUGCCUCAUUUUAAUAAAACUCUUCAUUUGAUGAACAA